ACCCUGCAGCCACCUCUAGGGGGGAGGUAACCCCAUUACAGCCUGCUCAGUGCUCCAUGGGACAGACGGAGCAACUCAGCUGUAAGAAGGAAACAGGGACCACCUUAGCUAUAUCCCCCUAUUAACUCUCAUCUCCCACCAUAGAAAUCCCUCCUUCUCUGCAUCCCAGAUCAGCUGCACGAUACCCUCAGUGAUGUAACUUUUCCUGCGUGCACAUGGACACUUCUCUGUUUUGGAUCUGCCUUGUUUUUUUCUGCAAACGGAAAUAGGAUUUUUUUUUUUUGGAGGACUAAAUUCCUGAGGUCCCGACUCUUUACAUCACAAGGGAAGUUUGACGUUUUUUUUCAUGCAAUCAGCAAAAUACAUUUUCUGCCUUUUCUACGUGGUAUAACUAUUAUUUUUAAUGGAGAACAAAAAGUGGAAGACACGUUGGAUUAUUUAGCGUAUUUUUGUUAUAUUUUGCACUAUGGAGAUUUGGAGGAUCCGGGAUAUUUAUUGUUUAUAUAGGGUUUUAAACUGAUCCAACCAAAUAGAAAUCGGAAUUCUACAACUAAAGUGCUUCUGGCACUAAAUAUAAUACUUCUUUAAAGGCUUGAGGUCUCCUUCCUGUGACAUCAUGGCACUAAAAGCCAGAGCACUUUACAGUUUCCAGAGUGAGAACAAAGAAGAGAUAGAUAUCUUGGAGAAUGAAGAACUGCACCUCUUCAGUGACGUGUCAGUGGAUGGUUGGCUUCAAGGCACAAACAGUCAAGGUCAGACCGGACUCUUCCCAGCAUCCUAUGUGGAGAUACUUCAACCACGUUCAACUUCUGUCCAUGUAGAUUACCCUGCACAUCAUUCUGGAUACACAGAAGCCACCCAUCAAGGGAGUUAUGAUGAUGAUGAGGAAGAGGAUGAUGACUGGGAUGACUGGGAUGAUGAUCAGUCCGUGGCAGAAGAACCAAAUGGUUCUAAUGGGAUCCCACACAGCCAGCCUCAGUACUCCCAUUACUCUAGAGCCCAGCAAGUGCAACGCCCAAGGCCUCCACUAGAGCGCCAGGACAGUUUAGCCAGUGCAAAGAGAGGGAGUGUGGUUGGGAGGAAUCUGAACAGAUUUUCCAGUUUUGUAAGAUCUGGGGUGGAGGCUUUCAUAUUGGGGGAUGUUCCCCAGCUUACCAGGGUCUCUGAGAACCAUGUGAUAGAGAUGGGAACCAAGGGACCACAGUGGAGUCCAAAUCCUCAUCCUUUUAAUUGUUCUGUGGAAGAACCCACAAAACAAACCAAAUUUAAAGGGAUUAAAAGUUACAUCUCAUACAGACUGACCCCUGGCCAUACCAACUCUCAGGUUUACAGGCGCUACAAACAUUUUGACUGGCUCUACAAUCGUCUAUUGCACAAAUUCACAGUCAUUUCUGUACCCCAUCUGCCAGAGAAACAGGCUACAGGUCGCUUUGAAGAGGACUUUAUCCAGAAGCGCAAGCGCCGGCUAGUAUUAUGGAUGGACCACAUGACCAGCCACCCAGUUCUUUCACAGUAUGAUGGCUUUCAGCAUUUUUUGAGCUGUCAAGAUGAAAAGCAAUGGAAGGCCGGCAAGCGGAGGGCAGAGAGGGAUGAGAUGGUUGGUGCCAGUUUUUUAUUAACCCUUCAGAUACCUUCAGAUCAUCAAGACCUCCAGGAUGUAGAGGAGCGAGUGGACAUCUUCAAGGCUUUCUCCAAGAAGAUGGAUGAAAGUGUUCUACAGUUGAGUGGCGUGGUGUCAGAACUGGCACGUAAGCACCUUGGAGGCUUUCGCAAGGAGUUCCAGAGACUGGGUGGAGCCCUGCAGGGUCUCAGCUACUCCUUCCAGAUGGACCCUCCAUACAGCACAGAGCCACUUAUAGGGGCCAUUUCUCAUACUGGGCACACUUAUGAGACAGUAGGAGAGAUGUUUGCUGAGCAGCCCAAGAAUGACCAGUUCAGGCUUCUGGAUACUCUGUCCCUAUAUCAGGGACUACUUUCAAACUUUCCAGAUAUCAUUCAUUUACAAAAAGGAGCAUUUGCCAAGGUGAAGGACAGCCAGCGAAUGAGCGACGAAGGACGCAUGGAACAGGAUGAGGCAGAUGGCAUUCGGAAGCGUUGCCGUGUGGUUGGCUUUGCACUGCAAGCAGAAAUUAACCACUUCCACCAGAGGAGGCUGCUGGAUUUCAAACAAGCUAUCCAGCACUACUUGAGGGAGCAAAUUCUAUUUUACCGAAGAGUAAGCGACGAGCUGGAGAAGACUCUGCGCAUGUAUGAUAAUCUGUGACAUUGGAUGUUGGGAAUUAACUUGGCCGCAGUUGUACAAACACUAUGCAAUGUUCUAUUCCACGUGUAUAUCACAAUGCCUUUUUUAAAACCAGAAGACACCAGAAUCGUUGUUCUAAUGGUGGUGUUUUUGUUAACGCUUCCCCCUUAGGAAGUGCCAUUUCUAAGUUUGGGAGAGAUGAUCGUAAAACAGGAUUUCCUCACGUAGCCUUUUUAGGAUCAUAGGACUGUAAGAUUCAAGUGCAGCCGGGACUGUUGGGAGUGAAUCUUUUAUCAGUGGGUGUGUAGAGUAAAAACUGUAUUUUUAAAGGGUGCUGCUGUGUUACAAUAAGAAAUCAAAGCUUUAUCUUGUGUUUAGGUGGAGGUGAUAUAGUAGAAGGUUGGGAUGCCCAGCAGAAGGGGUAUUUGAGGUUUGUGAAUCAUGAUCCUUAUGUUUUGGAACAGGGUAUUUUUCCAACCUCAAGCUAAGCACCACGUUCACUAAAAAUAUAUUUUACUUUUUUUAAAAUGUAAAAUAAAUCUAAAUUUAUAUACAAAUAAUGGAUUCAUCAUAACAGAUUUUGUAAUUUGUCUUUUUUCUUUUUUUUUUUUUUAAAUCCUCAUCACCGUCAUCCUUUUUAUAAAAGAACAAAGGAAUAUAUUUUAUUAAAGGGAAGCAAAAAAUCAAACUACAUGACUUUUAUCUUCUUCAGCAAAUUCCUUUACUGUGUUUUUCCAGUCUGGAAAAUUAUUUCUAAAGCAAAACACACAGACAAGACAUGGAUGUCUGAUUCCUUUAGCAUUCCAAGCUGCAAGCUGUUGACAAUAUGUCCUGAUAAAAUGCUGUAGAUAGAAAAAAUGUUUCAUAUUUAGAGAAAAAUAAUAAAGUUUAAAUGUUAUUUUAUGAGAGCUUAGUGCAAUGUUAGCUUUUCUCUGCCCCUUUCUGUACUUUAUAUUUUGUUAGGAACAAGGCCCAGUGUCUGCAAAAGAGUAAAUCAUUCCUGGUUUAUUCCCACUUUUUCCAACAGACAGUGCUGAGUUUCUUUAAAUACAGAAUACAAACGAUUUUGUCAGUGCUAAUAUUUGCUUUUCCUCGUCUCAGAGUGCAAUCUGUAUAAGUUCUCUAGCAAGAGAUGAGCAGCUAUAUUUGCUUGUGGUUUCAGUGUUUUAUAAACCCUCUCUGGCUACGGUGCACCCUCUCUUGAAGCCAGAGUAUGUUGCCUAAUCUGUUGGAUAUGGUGAAAGCUGUAACCCAAGAGGUGAGGAGUCUAUGUGUCACGCACAGGGUGGAGUGUGGUUCUCUGUGUUUGCAUAGAUCUGUCAUACACACUUUCUGAGUGCCCUGGAGGGUAUGAUGUAAUACAGCAGGAAUGAGAUACAUUCAGCAAGGCAGUGGCAAGUAAUCCUGCUACCCAACAGGACAAAACUUUAAACUCACACAUUAGCAGACUGCCGCUAUGAACAUAAUGUAGGGCUUUGGUACUCCAGGCCCAAUAAGUGGAAUUAGGAAGAAGUGUAAAAAGGAUUGUAGGUGAGAAAAAAGGAGCAACUGGGAAAAUGGAUGAUAUGCGUGUGUGUGCAGGUGAAUGUCUUAGCAUUAGUAAAAGAAUACUAUGUGCAGAGGCAGAAUUGCAUUAUAGAGAAUAGUGAGGGGAGACAAGGCUUUGCUGGAGACUGUGUUAAUGAAUAACUUUAUUAGGGAAGGCUACUGUAUAUGAAGAGAGAGGUGCUGUAAUAAAGGAACUGUUUGUAUUGAGGGAGAACCUUAAGAACAUAUACUGUGUACAACACUAAAGAUACUGUAGCUACACCAAACAGGUUGGUAGAGUUACCGGAAUGGCUGCUUAUGUUACCCCAUAAGGGCACAUCUUACUGGUCACACAACAAAACAUGUUUUAUAGGUGCUUGUGUUAGGGGGGGGAGUGUUUUGUAUGUAAAAGUAAAGUAAAAGAAUUUGCAUUUUCUUGUGUUCAGUAUGGGACACCCUUCCGUGAUUCAGAGAAGAUUUGUGGGGAUUAAAGGGGCAUGAACCCAAUUUUUUUCUUUCAUGAUUCAGAUAGUGCAUGUGAUGAUUUUGAACAAUUUUCCAAUGUACUGCACAUAUAUGCCUCAUGUUUCUGACUCACCCAAUGCAUUCACCUAGCUACCAGUAGUGUUUUGUUGCUUUACCAACAAAGGAUACCAAGAAAAUGAAGAAAAUUAGACAACCGAAAGUUGUUGAAAAAAUAGAAAAAUGUUGGGUUUUAUGUCCCUUUAAGGGUCACCUGUGUCUCCUAGACCACAACUUGCCUUCCAAUUAUUUAAUUUAUAGGGAGAGCUUCAUUAGUAGAGAUACUGUAGGUACACAAAUUGCUACAUUUGCAAAUAAUCCUGUAGAAAUAUUUGUAUAUUAUAGUUUAAUUUGUUCAUGUCCUUUUUAAGUCUUAAUAAAUAAUAAACUUAUUUAGUUAAA
Molecule: messenger RNA, 4693 nt
Organism: Bombina bombina (fire-bellied toad)
Lineage: Eukaryota; Metazoa; Chordata; Amphibia; Anura; Bombinatoridae
Gene: SNX33
Product: sorting nexin 33
Exons: 4
Coding region: 617-2263 (548 amino acids)
Biological process (GO): mitotic cell cycle; cleavage furrow formation; plasma membrane tubulation
Cellular component (GO): cytoplasmic vesicle; plasma membrane
Molecular function (GO): phosphatidylinositol binding; protein binding
Source: RefSeq, a predicted model, not a curated record